Molecule: messenger RNA, 1229 nt
Organism: Thalassophryne amazonica
Lineage: Eukaryota; Metazoa; Chordata; Actinopteri; Batrachoidiformes; Batrachoididae
Product: gastrotropin-like
Exons: 4
Coding region: 63-440 (125 amino acids)
Biological process (GO): fatty acid transport
Cellular component (GO): nucleus; cytosol
Molecular function (GO): fatty acid binding
Source: RefSeq, a predicted model, not a curated record
UUUUUUUUUUUCAUUUUGCUCUUAAACUCCUUCCAUAUCUCUUUCCAAGCGCUUUCACCAACAUGGAUUUCAAUGGAAAAUAUUUGCAGGAGAGCCAAGAAAAUUAUGAAGCGUUUCGGGAAGCAAUCGGACUCCCUCAGUCAAAAACAGACCAUAAAGUUGUAACAGAGGUGGUUCAGAAUGGUAAAACAUUCACCUGGACCCAGCUCACCCCCGACUGGACCUGGACCAACACAUUCACUGUAGGUGAGGAGUGUGAGCUGCAGACAAUGACAGGCAUCAAGUUUAAGGCCCCUGUCAGUAUGGAUAACAACGUCAUUUCAGCACAGUUUCCUACGUAUCACUUCUCAGCAACAAUUGAAGGAAAUAAGUUAGUAAUGAUCUGCAAAACUCCUGGAGAGAAAGGUGUGACCUUCAGAAGAGAAAGCAAGAAGAUAUGACACUACAAGACCCAACAUGUUCCAGUAGAAACAAAGCUGCAAGACAAAAAAAGAAAAAAGAACCUGAAAAGUCAUGUUCAUGGAUUGUGUAACUCAUGAAAUGAUGCAAUCAUGUAAUGCAAGCAAGUGGAAUAUCGGAAUUAUUCUCAGAAUACUAGGUUCCAACUGUCAUAUGAAUGAAUGAAUGAAAGUUUUUCAGUUUUUGUUUUUUGUUUAUCGAUUUUGUUUUGGGGUUUGUGCAUGGCGCAUUUGUGUUUGAAAUCUUAGUUCAAUGAUUACAUUUUGUAGCAGUUAUCAUGGGUGUAUGUAUAUUUUUAUAUACAUAUGUAUACAUUUUUUUCUCUUUUGGUUAAAGGGAUGGGCGUUUAGAAGCUUUUGCUUCUGCCCACACCCUUUCGGACACAUGGGCGCGUUGUUGGAUUGUUUUCGUUGUGAGGUACAAAUUUUUCAAAGUUUUAUGUAGAUUAUCCCUGAAAGGUGCUGUUUUGCUGCCAGAACAAAGAUGAUGAAUCACCUCUUAAAAAAUGAUUUCAUAUUUUUUUAAUUCAUUUUAGAACAGCGGAAACAACUCAAUAUGCUCUCAAAAUGUUGCCAAAUUUGUCAGCUUCAGUCAGAAUACUGUUAAUGGUGUGUAGAGCACAAAACAAACAGUCUGUAAAGUAAAAAAACACUAAGUGGUGCUAUAAAUAGACUUUGUAAAAAAAACAACUUCUAAAAAAUUCUGAUCCAUCAAUCGUACAUCAGAACCCUUUGCACUGCUGCGAUCAGGGGAUUAACUCUUUCCAGUGG